AUGUCCGCCCAAACUCGAGUCGCCGCCUGCCAUGUCGCCGCGGUGUUUUUAUCAGCGCGACAGACAACAGCCAAGGCCAUUGGCUUGAUAAAGGAGGCCGCCAAGAACAAGGCCAAUUUGGUUAUCUUCCCUGAGACAUUCAUUUCGGCUUUUCCUGUCUGGAGCUCGCUACGCCCUCCAACCGCCAAUCAUGACUUGUUCAAGCGCAUGACCCAUGAGUCGGUGUACGCGGAUGGAGAAGAAAUCCAAUCCAUUCGUGCUACGGCUAAAGAGCUGAAGAUUAUGGUCAGCAUUGGUCUCUCGGAGAAAGUUCGCUCCAGUAGCGGAACUUUAUACAACUCGAAUAUUCUCAUUGGCACCGAAGGAGAGGUUCUUGUCCAUCAUCGGAAACUUGUACCGACAUUCUUCGAAAAGUUAACCUGGUCCCCCGGCGAUGGCCAUGGCCUGCGAGUCGCCGAAACUCCUUACGGAAAGAUUGGCAACUUGAUUUGUGGUGAAAACACCAACCCGCUCGCUCGAUACACUCUCAUGGCUCAAGGCGAACAAAUCCAUAUAUCGACAUGGCCGCCGAUCUGGCCAACUCGAGUGCGCCCUGUGUCACAAGAGAACUCAACCACUGAGGUGCUACAAAAACCCGACUAUGAUAACGUCACUGCAAAUAGAACGCGGGCUGCGGCCCACUGCUUCGAAGCCAAGUGUUUUGGGGUUCUUUGCAGUGCUGUUCUCGGCGACGACGCAAUUGAAGCGAUUUCUGAUGGAUUCCCUCAUCUGACACAGGUGCUCGAAGAAGCCCAGCGUGGCGCGACACAGUUUUUGGAUCCGACUGGGGCACCUUUACCUGGAUUCAUCGUGGAUGAGUCGCAGAGCCAUGUUCCUACCGACUUUUUACAAAGCGCCGAAGGCAUCUUGUAUGCUGAUAUCAACCUGGAGGACUGCAUAGAAGGGAAACAGUACCACGACGUUGUCGGCGGAUACCAACGCCUCGAUGUCUUUGAUCUUAAGGUCGACCGAACACGUCGGCUUCCAGUCAGAUUCACGGAGAAAGAGGACAAGCUUGAUAUCCAAGAGUUUUAA
This is a messenger RNA of Clonostachys rhizophaga, 1074 nucleotides long. Lineage: Eukaryota; Fungi; Ascomycota; Sordariomycetes; Hypocreales; Bionectriaceae. The record is from the annotation of a GenBank genome assembly.